Messenger RNA from Zasmidium cellare ATCC 36951, 1062 nucleotides. RefSeq lists its product as uncharacterized. The coding region runs from base 1 to 1062 and encodes 353 amino acids. The transcript has a single exon. The record is from RefSeq and is a predicted model, not a curated record. NCBI's taxonomy places the organism in Eukaryota, Fungi, Ascomycota, Dothideomycetes, Mycosphaerellales, Mycosphaerellaceae.
AUGGCGCGCUUGUCCCUCCUCACAGCGCUCUCCCUCCUCGCAUCCCUCGUCUCCGCCCAGUGCGGCGGCACCGCAGAUGCCACCGUCGAUGGCUCCUCAGGCGCCUACACUGCCACCGCAGGCUCAACAGAACUCUACUCCGGCGCCUCCUACCUCGCCGCCAUCCAAGCCGCCAUCGACGGCAUCACCACCGGCCAAACCGUCGCAGUCCUGGCAGACGGCUCCAUCGGCGACGCCACCAUCACCAUCGACAGCGGCAAGACCUUCGAAGGCUGCGGCACGAUCGACGUCGGCUACAACGCCGGCCACGGAGCCAUCGAAGUCCUCAACGCCGCAGACGUGAGCAUCCCCACCCUGACCCUGACAGGCGCCCCCUACUUCGGCCUGCGCUUCUAUGGCGUCACGGGCCUCAGUCUGGGCGACAUAACGAUGAACCUGAGCGGCGGCAUCGGGAUUCGCUUCGACCGCGACGAGGCCGCCAACGUGGACGUCUCGAUGGGCACCAUCAGCGUCACGGGCGCCAGCAGCCACGCCGUCGAAACCUGGAACAUCGAUGGCCUGACCAUCGACUCCGUCGUCGCGCGGGACUGCGGCGAGUGCGGCCUGCUCCUGCAAAACACCCGCAACGCCCAAGUCGGGCUCGUCGACGGUGACAACGUCGGCGGGACGUCUGGGUACGCGACCCUCCGCUUCGCCAACACGAACGGCCUCCUGGCGGACGGGAGCUACGAUACGAACGUCUACAUCGACCGCGUCGUGUCCAGCGGCGGCGGGCGGGGGAUCUUCUGCGUGUCGGAAUCCGGCGGCGCGGAGAUCGGAAACAUCAACCUCUCCAAUAACGGCAACAACGCCAUCCUCAUCGAGAACUGCUACAACCUCGCCAUCCUCGCCGGGACGGUGACGGGCGGCGGGGAGGUGCGUCUGGCGGCGCGGGCGGAGUUUGCGAAUAAUCGGGAUGUGUCGUUGAGUUUGGAGGUUAAUGGGAAUACGGUGAGGGAGGAGCCUUGUGGGGAGAAUAGCAAUAUUGUUAUUACGGGGGAUGCGGCGGUGACGAUUUGUUAG